CCAAUAACCAACACAUGGCCCACGUACGUACAUGUAUAUGCAUGCCUUAUGCAUGCUUAUGUACGUCCCCGGCCGGCCCUCACUAGCUGCAUGUCUGAUUUGUCUGUCGUUUAUUUUAACGAUUUGCUAUUUAUUAGAACAACAUGGCGAACGACCAUCGGGUAGAUGGACGUGGAAAGACGAAGCUAUCCAAGAAUCUGAUGCAAAUGAAGUUUAUGCAGCGCACUCAAGAGUCCAAUGUACAGAAAGAGCUUGAAGCAGAACAGAGACGCCGUAUUGAUGAAACUCACUGGUUUCUUGAUCUACCAGAGAUAACUGUCAAAGAGAGUAAUUUUGAUGUGGAACCAAGCUUUGCUGUCUGUGAAGAUCUUAAAUUUGGGCGGAUGUCAUACAAGGGAAUGAACCCUUCUAUUGAAAAAAUAAUGCGCAGCAUUGAGGCUGAAGAAUUGGAAGCUAUAUCUGAGCAGAGAGAAAGAGAAAUGACGGUGUCUGAUGAAGAAAUGGCCAGAAGAUAUAGCACAUUGGUUGGAACAAUUACUAAUAAAUUCACCAAGAAGCGCAACCGAACACAAGCUCUUGACGAACCACAGGAGAAGAGAGUCAAAAAAGAGUUCAGGAAACCGCCAGAUGAAUGAGUUCUGUGGCUAGGCUGGUAUUGAAAAAUGCUGAAUGUUCAAAUUGGACGGACUAGGCCCUGGCAAGCUACUGGUAGGAUGCUGACAGUCAAUGGACUCCAUGGACAAGCAACCUUUUCAUCUCUGAAACAUUGCACAUUUCUGUCAGUGAGAGAUAUUUUCACGAUAAGUAGUGUUUAUUAACUGAUCAAAAAUUGCAACUAGCCUUCGUACACCUGUGUUACAAGACUGCAAUGACCCUGUGUGCAUUUCACUUACACAAACUAUGCUAUUGUUUGCCAGCAUUUACAACCAUUGGAGCAAAGGUGACCAAAUGUUUGCCAUAAAUGUUGGCAAAUAUUAGCAACAAAAACAAACAACCUUCCUGACUCAUUCACCAUUGUUUUCUAAAAUAGCAAACCCACGCGCAGUGAGCGUCUUGCCCCACAUGGCUGAGAUUUGCCUUUAAUAUACAUUUCUCCAGAAUUUGUUAGAGAAUUGAGAAAACCUUCUGAUAAUAAUGCGAAGCAACACUGGGCUACACAUAUUCAAUGAUGAUAUUGUUCCACUUGAAGUUCGCAUGUUCAAACAGGUCUAGCUAAUGUUGGGGUUGACAUUUAUGUGUACAUGUAUUGUUUUCACACUAUGUUAAGUACAUGUCACGCUUGCAAUCCAUAAGUAAAUAAUGGAGGGCUAGCAAGUUGUCACACACAGGACAUAAGUUUCAUGUGCAUGUAUGUGUACUAAUUCUCUUAGGUUUCUGGUCACAGAACCUUUGUUCUAGUUGGUCAUGUUCCAGAGACUGUAAGCACACAGAAAGUUAACAUAAACUUCAGCAGGAAAACAUGGGGAAAAAAGUAGGAAUGUGUGCAUGUGCAGGCGGUAA
Molecule: messenger RNA, 1500 nt
Organism: Patiria miniata (bat star)
Lineage: Eukaryota; Metazoa; Echinodermata; Asteroidea; Valvatida; Asterinidae
Gene: mphosph6
Product: M-phase phosphoprotein 6-like
Exons: 5
Coding region: 144-635 (163 amino acids)
Biological process (GO): maturation of 5.8S rRNA
Source: RefSeq, a predicted model, not a curated record